This is a messenger RNA of Cryptomeria japonica (Japanese cedar), 1386 nucleotides long. Its product is annotated as F-box/LRR-repeat protein 12. Gene Ontology annotation, cellular component: SCF ubiquitin ligase complex. Bases 1 to 1245 code for a protein of 414 amino acids. The transcript has a single exon. The record is from RefSeq and is a predicted model, not a curated record. Gene Ontology annotation, biological process: SCF-dependent proteasomal ubiquitin-dependent protein catabolic process. Gene Ontology annotation, molecular function: protein binding. NCBI's taxonomy places the organism in Eukaryota, Viridiplantae, Streptophyta, Pinopsida, Cupressales, Cupressaceae.
AUGUUCUGUUUCAGGGAACCUGUAUGCUUUGAGGGAAUGGAUAAUGAUGGGAUUUGUUCUAUAUAUGAAUUAAGAGGGGAAACAUGUAUAGAUGAUCUUCCAAAUGAAUGCCUUUUAAAUGUUGUCAGAUUUUUAAUGCAUUGUGCCGAUCAAGAUGCAUUUGGCCUCACAUGUCAACGCUGGUUGAAAAUUCAGAAUGAAGCCCGAUGUUCGAUAAAAUUUCAGUUUCGUGAUAUGUCAGCUCCAAAUUGCACAAAAUAUCUCUCCAAGCUUCUUGAUCGCUUUCCUGCACUUAUUUCAGUUUCAUUGGUUGGUUGUACUGAAAUUUCAGAUUCAGCCCUUGCCUUGUUUCCAUCAGCAGGUUUGAAGUUGAAAAGUAUCUUACUUGAUUGCUGCUUCAGCAUCACAGAUGAUGGUCUAUCUCAUAUUUGCAACAAUUCUAAAGGCUUGUCUUCUUUGAGCCUUUAUCGUUGUAAUAUUAGUGAUAUUGGUCUUGAACAUGUAGCAAGAAGCUGUCCAAAUUUAGAAAUAAUAAAUCUUUCAUACUGUGCGAAUGUCUCUGAUUCAGGCAUUGCAGCCCUUGGGGAAGGAUGCUUGGGGCUUAAGAUUGUUAAUAUCUCAUUUUGUAAAAACAUACAAGGAAUUGGGUUUAAGAAGUGCUUGUUUCUUCAGUAUCUAGAUGCAGAUUCAUGCCGCUUGACAGAUGAUGGUCUGUGUGCGAUUCCUAAUGGUAGUUCUCUUCAAUAUUUGAACCUGUCACACUCACGGAAUUUGAUUGAUCUUGGCUCAAGAGGGUUCAGCUGCAUUGGCAUGGCAUGCUCUAAUUUGCAAUUUUUGCACACAAGGAUGUGUCGUACACUUGAUGAUUCAGCUGUAAUCGAGAUUUCCAGGGGCUGUCCUUUAUUGAAAGAAUGGAAUUUGGCAGUUUGUCCACAGGUGACUGUGGUUGGUUGGAAAGAGGUUGCCCUGAACUGUAGAAACCUAGAGAUCCUUCAUGUUAAUCGCUGCAGACAUUUCUGCAAUAGAAGUUUGCUUUUUCUCAGGAGUGGAUGCCCUAAACUUUCCUCUCUAUACAUGCAUGGCUGUCCUAAUCUGAACCCUUUAACAGUGGAGCUUUUUAAACAGGCCCGCUGUUUUGUCCGCAUUAUUUUGGAGGAAAACAUGUGUGCAGGAUUUUGUGUUGAUGAGUUUGUAAAAAACUUUGCUGUUAAGGUGAAAACAAAGACAUGUCUAGUACUUCAAUAGUCUGUUUUGUCAAUGGUAAUCAUUGAACAAAAUUAAACAGAUUUUCCAAAUUGUAGGUCUGGAUUUUGUGUCAAGAUAUUCACCUCUUUGCAUGUUUCACUCAGUAGGUGAUUGAAUAAAGUAUUUAUGUUUGCCAGAUUC